Molecule: messenger RNA, 3386 nt
Organism: Amyelois transitella
Lineage: Eukaryota; Metazoa; Arthropoda; Insecta; Lepidoptera; Pyralidae
Gene: nmd
Product: outer mitochondrial transmembrane helix translocase
Exons: 8
Coding region: 171-1334 (387 amino acids)
Cellular component (GO): mitochondrial outer membrane
Molecular function (GO): ATP hydrolysis activity; ATP binding
Source: RefSeq, a predicted model, not a curated record
UUCUUGGAGACAGUUGGCAACAGACAGUGCAGAAGAAAAAAAUAGUGAUGAGAUGAAGAAUUUUUUUAGAUUCAUAUAGAUAUUGAAAAGUAGUAAAAAUCGAAUAGUAUUGGUGAAAAAUUAAGAGCUCCGUAAUUCUGUUGCAAUAAUCUAACUGCUGGUUAUUCGACAUGGUGAUCGAGGGCUCAGCAUUUACACGGAACGAUGUGUUCCAAAUGGCAAUACGUGUUGCAUUUGUGUCUGCAGUUACAUAUUUUUCGAUAAAAUGGCUCGUAAACCAAAUAGAUCCGACAUCAAAAAGCCGGAAGAAGGCAGAAGAAAGAGCACGCGAACAGUUACGCAAGGUGUCUUGCAGAGCGGGGCUCGGCUCGAAGCACACCCUGGCCUUGGACAAGCUGACUGACCACGAGAUGAUCAUCGCAUCGCAACUAGUUGUGCCCGAUGAGAUUAAUGUGAACUGGAAGGACAUUGCCGGCUUGGAUAAUCUCAUUCAGGAGUUGAGGGAGACCGUGAUUCUGCCGAUCCAGAAACGGGAAUUGUUCGCGGACAGCAGGCUCACGCAGCCUCCCAAAGGAGUGCUGCUGCAUGGACCACCAGGUUGCGGCAAAACCCUGAUAGCGAAGGCGACUGCCAAGGAGGCCAAUAUGAGCUUCAUCAACCUCGACGUGUCGUUGUUGACCGACAAGUGGUACGGCGAGACGCAGAAGUUGGCGGCGGCGGUGUUCAGUCUCGCCGUCAAACUGCAGCCUUGCAUCGUCUUCAUUGAUGAAAUCGAGUCAUUCCUGCGCACGCGCACUCAACACGACCACGAAGCUACAGCGAUGAUGAAAACGCAGUUCAUGUCUCUGUGGGACGGACUGAUCACCGACCCCGGCUGCACUGUCAUCAUCAUGGGAGCAACGAACCGGCCGCAAGACCUGGACAAGGCCAUCCAGCGGCGCAUGCCGGCCACGUUCCACGUGCCCAUGCCCAGCGACGCGCAGCGCGAGCGCAUCCUGCAGCUCAUCCUGCGCGCCGAGCCGCUCGCGCCCGACAUCGACUACAAGCGCCUGGCGGCGGCCACGGAAGGCUUCUCGGGCUCCGACCUGCACGAGCUGUGCCGGCAGGCCGCCGUGUACCGCGUGCGCGACCUCGCCAGGGACGAGCUGGCCAGGGACCACGAGAAGGCCUCAAAACCCACAUCGAAAUCUAACGAAUCUGAAUCUGACGAUGAAUUCGUGGACGCCGUCCGGCCUAUCACUAUGGACGACCUUCGCCUGUCGCUCAGCAAACUCAAGGAGUCCAAGAUACAGUGCGGCGCGCUCCCUUCCAGCAUGCGGAUAGAACUGGAUUAAACUGGUUCGGAUCCGGUUGUUUCUAGAUUUUAGGUUUUCAAUGUUACCGCGAUUCCACACAACUUACAAGGUGAGGCCUGAUAGUUAAACCAAAUUGUAGCAAUUUAAAGAGUGUAGAGAUUCAGCGAGGUGAUUUCUGUUAUCUGAAGAUGAAUUAUUUGAGCGAAAUUGAGAACAUACCCUAUACCCCAUAGAACAGCACCCUACUUUCUCAUUAUGCGGAUAUAACUGGAUUAAACUGGUUUGAAUAUGAUUAUGGUUUUAAAAUGUCUCCAAUUUCGCAUUGAAGCUGAGGUCGAAUUAAUAUGGCCAAAUUUCAGCAGCUCUGACGAGUCUUUCAGUAUGCAGUUAUAACUGGAUCAAACUGGUUUGGUUAUGGUUAAAGUUAUAUACAUACAUAUGUGUUUCCAAUUCUUAUUUCUGCAAGUCAAAUUCAAAACUUCCCAGGAUGUAGAUAGGACUGGUUUGAUCCGGUUAUUUCUAGACUAGGUUCACAAUGUCUUUUGUUUCGCUUAAUUGUGAACCUAAGGUAAAUGCGGCGCCCUUAAAUUUCAACAUAUAUGAAUAGAACGUUCUAGAUGUGUGUCUGCAAUUUCAUUUAACUAAAGCUAGCCUGGUGUGCGGAUAGAACUAGAUAUAACUGGUUAUCGCCAGAUGAAAUUGUCUUUUUGUUUAUGUUUUUUUUUAUAAAAGCCCUUUAUUUUGGUCACAGCUAAAAUGUCUAUGAUUUCAAUGUGACAUGUCAUAUUGUAUUGAACUGUCAAAAUAUAUAUAUUUUUUUGUAAAUUGUUUCUCUUUCGUCAUCAAAAUCUAUAAAGAUACAUUAAUUUAAACAUAUUCUUCAAAAACAUGACGUUGGUCGGACUUAGUACUGAAUAACUGUAAAAUUAUAUUAUUGCUUGCCUAAACUCAACGCCAUCUAGCGAGAAAAAUGGUUACUACUUUGUUUUUAAAUUGUCACUAGAGAACUUCUCAUUAUCUACCUACCUGUUCAAUAUAUCAAUGUUAUAAACUUUAUUGCAUCAAUGUUGUAUCUAUAGACUGUCUCGAACAAAAAAUUCGCCGUCCAUUUGAAAAUGGAUCUUAAAAUUAUAUAACAAUGAAGCACACAAUUCUUAAAUUUUUAUACUCUUAUAAAUUAGAAAUUUAUAUUUAAGUACUGUGUGCUUUAUUGCAAUACAUUUAGAUCCAUGUUUGAAUGGCACAUAUCAGUGAAAUGACGUAUAAAAGUGUAGACGUGUUUUGUUUUAUUUUACUCUGUGUGAAUCUAGUUUAUAGUUGAUCGAAGCUUAAUUGGCUUCACCAUUUAGUUAUAUUCCGCUUUCAAAGCGCAAUGAAAAAUAUUGUUACCAUAAUUCGUCUAUUCAAAUAAGGGCCGCACGAAUUAUACACGAAUAUUUUAAGGUUUAUAAUGAAUAACUGUGUGUAUAUACUAGAUUCCGCCUGUCGCUUUGCUCGUCUUAAAAUUGUAAUUGUUAAUUAAUAAUAUGAUUAACCUGUCAAGAAGAUGAAGUAACUAAUAUACUUACAAAUUUUAUGUAAUAAAUUGUUGAAGAAAAUCUGUUCUAUGCCUAUUCUGUUACCCUUAAAAUAUUAUGUCUGUAAUUUGUGCCGACCUUCUAUUCAUAUUAACGGUAUAUAUAAUAUUUUAAAACGUUCUAAAUGUUUGUAUAUUUUUGAUGGGUACUAUUUGAUCGGUUAUAUAAAUUGAAAAUAUUUGUUCCAGAUUUUAAAUAUCAUUAAAUGAAAAUAUUCAUACUACCUAGAAAUUAGUGUGUAGAUAGUUUGAUGAAAUUUUCAAAUGAUUUAGUAAUUCGCGUAUACUCGUACCUUGCAUCUGUCUCGUUCUGUCCGGAGGGUUCUUCCAUAAGUUAGAAUGAGAUGGCAUAAUGAUAAAAUUCAUAGAUAGGGAUAAAUCUUGGAACGUAUUGAUUAAAAAUCACGUUUAUACGAUAAUUCUGUAAUUUCGAAAAAAAAAAAGAAUGUUAAUACCGGAGCUAUAAUGAAUAAUUUUAAAUCUAUUAAAAACAUAGUGAACUACACAAAUUUGAA